This is a messenger RNA of Sphenostylis stenocarpa, 681 nucleotides long. NCBI's taxonomy places the organism in Eukaryota, Viridiplantae, Streptophyta, Magnoliopsida, Fabales, Fabaceae. The record is from the annotation of a GenBank genome assembly.
AUGGCGGGGAGUUUUCUUGAUGAAGUGGUGAGCAAAGUUUUGGAAUUGACCGAAGACUCCCAUACUCAGGUUCGGAUGGCAACUUUCAAAUUCUUGUUGAAUUCUACAAACUUUGUUCAGGCGGUGCAACUCCUUUACCAUCAAAGGCUCGUGCAAGUAUUUUGCAAUGCACUUGACAAUGAACAAGACCUUAACGUAAAGUAUUCUGGUGGUAUCUCAGACUGUACAGAGAUAUGGUUCUAUUCUUUGAAGGAGCAAGCUGCCUCCGCAAUGCAUUUUUUUCUGCAGAACACUUUGCCAGAAAGUUUGACACUGAAUAAGUAUGUGGAUACUGUAAUGGGAAAAUUUUUGCCGUUGCUUCAGGACAAAGAAAGUUCUAAACUAAAAAGUAUUGCAUUGUCAACUUUAAAUAUAACUAUACAACUGUGUGAAGAAGUGGCUCACAAGUACUGUGCAAUCUAUCGUCCAAUGUUGCUGGAAGCAUGCAAUGACGAAAACUCUAAUAUCAGAAAGGAGGCAGCACGGGGGAUUCGAAUUUGUGCAGAGCUUGGAACACCUCAGUUGAAACCUUUUAUCAAUAGAAUAUUGUCAAAACUCAUUGUUUUGAUGAACUAUUCAAAUCAACCACAGAAUGACGAAGCGUUUGACAUUGCAGUUUCUGUUCUAGGAAGAAUUUGUUGA